This is a messenger RNA of Erpetoichthys calabaricus (reedfish), 3639 nucleotides long. It is a transcript of the gene blk, whose product is annotated as BLK proto-oncogene, Src family tyrosine kinase. Lineage: Eukaryota; Metazoa; Chordata; Cladistia; Polypteriformes; Polypteridae. The record is from RefSeq and is a predicted model, not a curated record. Gene Ontology annotation, biological process: cell differentiation; cell surface receptor protein tyrosine kinase signaling pathway; innate immune response. Bases 282 to 1769 code for a protein of 495 amino acids. Gene Ontology annotation, molecular function: ATP binding; non-membrane spanning protein tyrosine kinase activity; signaling receptor binding. Gene Ontology annotation, cellular component: extrinsic component of cytoplasmic side of plasma membrane. The transcript is spliced from 14 exons.
AAGUGAUAGGGAGAUAGAGAGAGACAGACAGAGCGAGACACAGGGGCCAGGGUGGUGACCGAGACCAUUGAUACAGCCUGGUCACUUGGGAAAAGCACUGGAUUACUAGUCAACAGACAACAUGGAUUUCCUUAUCACUGGCAGCUUUUAAUCUUCAGACUGCACCAGACUCACCAACUGUGAACUUUGACUGACUACUUGCCAUCCAUGAAGGACAUCUUGAAUUAAUCUGGAAGAGAGAGAGAGAUUACAACCUGGGAAACAAGAAGAGUGUUGUCAGGAUGGGGUGCAAUGAGAGCAGUCAGCAGUCAAAACGAGGCAACUUCCAAAAGAAGGAAGGCGAGAAUGGCAUGGCGAACCACAUGAACCCUCAGAGAGGCCCACUUGCUGUGCCUGAGGACCAGAGGGUGAACCCUCCAGAAUACGAGAAGAAUGUGGUCAUUGCGCUUCACGACUACGACCCUGUCAACGAACACGACUUGGCCUUCAGCAAAGGAGAUAAUCUGAAAGUUCUAGAAGAAAAUGGUGACUGGUGGCUGGCAAGAUCCUUUGUCACAGGAAAAGAAGGAUACAUCCCAGCAUCCUAUGUUGCAAAGCUGGAUACCUUGGAGGCUGAAAAAUGGUUCUUCAGAAGUCUGAGUCGCAAAGAUACCGAACGACUGCUUCUUGCCCCCGGAAACAGGCUGGGAGCUUUUCUGAUAAGAGAGAGUGAAACCAGCAAAGGUGCCUUUUCUCUGUCUGUGCGAGACGCUGUCCCACCUCAAGGGGAUGUUAUCAAGCACUACAAGAUCCGUUGUCUGGACUCUGGUGGAUAUUACAUCUCGCCCAAGAUUACCUUUCCUACUCUGCAGGCGUUGGUCAACCAUUACUCCCAAAAGGCAGAUGGACUUUGCCAGAGGCUAACAAUGCCCUGCAAAAGCUCAACACCCCAAAGACCUUGGGGGCAGGAUGAGUGGGAAAUUCCCAGAGAGACCCUGAAAUUGGUAAAGAAGCUCGGGGCAGGACAGUUUGGUGAAGUAUGGAUGGGGCUGUAUAAAAACCGUCAAAAAGUGGCUAUCAAGACCCUCAAAGAGGGCAACAUGGCUCCAGAGGCUUUCCUGGCUGAAGCCAACAUAAUGAAGACCCUUCAACACAAUAAGCUCGUACGACUCUACGCUGUGGUUACUAAAGAGCCCAUCUUGAUUGUGACGGAAUUCAUGUCCAAUGGUAGCUUAUUAGACUUCCUGAAAACAGACCAAGGAAACAGGCUCCAGCUUCCGAAACUGAUUGACAUGUCGGCUCAGGUGUCAGAAGGAAUGGCCUACAUCGAGAGAAAAAAUUACAUUCACCGUGAUCUUCGGGCGGCCAAUAUCCUUGUCUCCGAGACCCUGACUUGCAAGGUGGCAGACUUUGGCUUAGCCAGGAUUAUUGAGAACGAAUACACCGCACAGGAGGGUGCAAAAUUCCCCAUCAAAUGGACAGCACCAGAAGCCAUCAACUUUGGCAAAUUCAGCAUAAAGUCAGACGUGUGGUCCUUUGGAAUCCUCCUUACAGAAAUUGUGACGUAUGGGCGGAUUCCUUAUCCAGGUAUGACUAACCCAGAAGUCAUCCGAUAUUUGGACCGGAGGUACCGCAUGCCCUGCCCUGAAAGCUGUCCAAAGCAGCUCUAUGAGAUCAUGCUGAUAUGUUGGAAUGAGAGUCCAGAAGAGAGGCCCACCUUUGAAUAUUUACAAACCACCCUGGAAGACUUCUACGUAGCCACAGAAGGCCAGUAUGAGGUGCACCCCUAGGAGGAGGAGGAGGAGAGACACUAGGGACCCCUGAACUGAGAGCUCCUGGUACAAUCUGUGACCGAGACUUUGGCCAAAGUGUCAGCGAAUGUACCCCCUUCUCCCUUUAGAAGACGUACGGGGACAGUAUGUAGAAAUCGACUUGAGUUCCUCGCUGUUACGCUAUUUAUUUGCCUUCAUGGCUGGAUGAAUUUGUAUUCAGUUGACUUGACCAAAGACAAUGGAAAUCCAUUGGGAUAGGCCCAGUUUCAGCCCAGCACUUCCUAAUGACACUCACCAGGAUCCUCUUUGAAGAGUUAGACGCACGCGUACUGUUGAGCUCUGAGGUGCUUUCAGAUUCUCAAUUAGGGAGGGAAUGCAAGGAACGGUGGAUGGAAGACAAAGGCUUGUCUCAGAUAUGGAAAUGUAAUAAAAAGGAAACCUCUCUUCUUGAUUUGAUUGAAGAUGGAGCUCCUUUGAUUUUUGGUGGAACCAUCCACCUCGCUCUCCUUACCCGGUCAUCGUAGAAACUUGUCGGAAACAAUUACCUUUGGAAAUAACGUCAAGUCGAAAUUCAAAGGAAACUCAAAGUCCUGCUAAUUCUUGGUUGUCUACGAAGCUCACAUUUGGCCUCCACAAAAUGAACGUCAUGGGACAAAACCAACAGUCCUUGACUAUGCAAUAUGAACUUGAACCUUGUGUACUGUUUGUAAUUUUUUUUGGAAAACUUUUUAUAAAACUUGAGCGUUGUCCAGUCACAGCAGGGUGUCGGCCCCUGUGUCUGGAUGGGGUUGAGGAGACGAUGUUUUGAAUCACUAGCACUGAGUGCAAUAAUGAUACCAGUAUGUCUGCCAUCCCUGCAAUGCUUGGCCGUUCCUUAAGCUUUUGCCAUUUGUCUGGUUAUUAGGUGCCACUGAUAUUCAUUUUUUCUUGACCUAGACAACCAUUAGGAUGCCCCCCCUGUCAAUCAUUACUGGCAUGUGAUUGACAUUACCAGGCCAAUGACAUUUUCUGUAACUUAUUGUGCCCACAUGGCUACCCUGGCAACCGAUUAUUGUGUAAAUUGAGUUAUUGGCAUUGGACAAGCUUAGCACUGGCAUAAAGAAAGCUCUCAAACAUUCCAUAAAAGCAACCUGACACACAUUUUGAAAUUAUUCUGAAGCUCUAUCUCUCUCUCAGCUGUCUGAAUGACGUCCACCAAGGUUCUCAAUGUCUCCUUUAGAAGGCCUGGGAGUCAAAUCCUGGAGAUGGGGUCCACUUUGGGAGUGACGUCUCUAAUGUUGGGUUCCUCUUCUCCCAAUCUUUCACAGCCUUCCACCUUGUCAUUGUUGCCAUGAUUUCUAACUGUAAAAAAUGUGAUCUGUUCAUCUUUGUUUAUAAUGCUUUGACAAUCCAUCCAUCCAUUAUCCAACCAUUAGCCAAUCCCAGCCAACACAGGGCGCAAGGCAGGAAACAAACCCUGGGCAGGGCGGCAGCCCACCACAGUGCUUUGACUGUGGUUAGACCCGAAUUGAUUCUUUGGCUGAACCUUUGGUAGAGGACCAUGUCUGCUUACUGGUUAGCACUGGUGCCUUACAGCUCCCGAGUUUUGGGUUUGCAUGCUGUCCUGACUAUGUGCAGUUUUCAUGUUCUCUUCGUGUUAUUGUGGAUUUUUACUCCAGUUUUCUUCCACAUCCUACAGAUUAUGCAGUGUAGGCCAAUGGGUGAUUCUGAUCUUAAGGGCGUGCAGAUUUCUGUCCAGCAGGGGGUGCUGUCUUUAUGAAUAGGUUGGGUUCAGUGUGGAAAGGUGGUUCUGCUUGCAGUGCCAUCUUAAAUCCUCACCCGUGACAAAAUAAUCAAAUCAGCAACAGAAAUCAAUCACAAGCCAAGUGAUAAUUUUAUACUUCGCUUG